This is a messenger RNA of Coregonus clupeaformis (lake whitefish), 7028 nucleotides long. RefSeq names its product activated CDC42 kinase 1. Gene Ontology annotation, biological process: regulation of keratinocyte differentiation; protein phosphorylation; negative regulation of epidermal growth factor receptor signaling pathway. NCBI's taxonomy places the organism in Eukaryota, Metazoa, Chordata, Actinopteri, Salmoniformes, Salmonidae. Gene Ontology annotation, molecular function: protein serine/threonine/tyrosine kinase activity; ATP binding; protein binding. The transcript is spliced from 15 exons. The record is from RefSeq and is a predicted model, not a curated record. The coding region runs from base 1454 to 4795 and encodes 1113 amino acids. Gene Ontology annotation, cellular component: extrinsic component of cytoplasmic side of plasma membrane.
AGAGAGAGUUCACAACCGCAGUGCCACCGUCAUUGAUAUGAAGUGCUAAUGCCUUGUUCAGUGCCAUGGAGACCAUGACUCUACCGUCAGGGUUAGAUUGUGGAGAGAGAAUCAGGAGGCCGCCAGAUAAAACCCGUACUGCCUCUCUUGUUCUCUCCUUUAUUCGUUCGUUCUCUCUCUCUACUCCCCCUUUCCUCCAGAUGUCAGUUCAGCUAGCCUCCAGAUGCGGGGGGCAUCUCCCCCUCCCCUCCCAUAGCAGAGUGGUGCUUUCUACACACGCACGCCGCCCAGCGUGGCCGUGUUUUUCUCCCUCUAUGGGCAGGAUUAGUGCCUGCCGCCGCCCCCCGUCGGCCUCCUGCACCUCAUUGGCCGCUCCUCUCAGGACCAACGCUGACGGGGGGACCACCGCUGACUGUAGAUCACCGUGGCGACGACCGGGGAGGGGGGUUCCACUGUCGCCGUGGCAAUGGGGAGAUGACCACUGGAGCAAAAAAAUAAAAAAUGGGGAGAAAAAAAAUAGAUUUGUGAAGGAAAGAGGACCACAACAACAACAAGGGAUUAACCGUCGGCUCCAACUGAGCAAUCAGGGAGUCUGUUUAAAACGGCACCAGAAACACCCAGAUUCUCUCUCCCUCUCCUCAGUGCUAAGCUGCUGGUCAGAUUGGACAGAUGUUCAAAAACUAGAAAAAAAUUAGAUUUGAAACAGCCCUCGGGACUCGGGUGAAAGACGCGUUCUACAUACUCUUGUUUUCCAAUGCCGCCUUCCUGUAUUUUUUGAAGAUGAGGCUAUAAGGUAAGACGGACUGUGGACAUAGAACGAGUGCAGCAUGCGUCAGCACUGAGGCAGGACCAACGAACAAGCAGCGCGCGAGAGAAGGAGAGAGAGACGGAUGGUGACAGCCUGUGAUGGAGGGAUGAGGGAGGAGGAGAGCAGAGAGAGAGAGAGAGAGAGAGAGAGGCUGGACUGGAAGGUCAUUACCACUAGGUGAGACGGAAAUAAACGAGGAUCCGUCACCCUUUGACACCUCCUCUCUACAAGGCUAUCCUCAACACCAAUCAACAGAAUAGCUGACUCCUGUUGCAGCUGCAUAUAGGGAAACCCUCCACAGAAUCUGACUCAACCUGCCAACCAGCCAAGACAUUCCCAGAGUACAAUCCUAUCUUGCGCCUGUCCUUCUAACUGUACCUGACCCAAGAACUUGGUCACUUGUAAUGGCUGGCUGACCACAACAUCCCCUUUUGAAUGAAACCCAAGAACUGACCUCUGUCUACAGAAAAGAAGAAAGGAAUAUCUUUGAUCGCUACAAAGCUGUUGUUCACGAGAACACACACUGGAUUGGCCAUUGUCUCAGCCCGAGGUGGACCAGGACAAGACUGGACUGAGGCUGUUGGAGAGCUGACUGACUGACUGACUGACAGACAGAAAGACCGACAGACGGUGUUGGACUUUACCAUGGGAGAGACGGCUGAGUACCAGCGACUGGAUGAGACAUCAGACUACCAGCAGCUGCCCAGCGUUGACGAGGAGAAGCUGGGCAGUAGCAUGCAGUCUGAGGAGGGCACAGAAUGGCUUCUGGAGCUGCUGAUGGAGGUGCAGCUGCAGCAGUACCUUUUGCGUAUCCGCGACGACCUUAACGUGACGAUCUUCUCCCACUUCGACUACGUCAAGAACGAGGACCUGGAGAAGAUCGGCAUGGGACGGCCCGGGCAGAGACGGCUGUGGGAGGCAGUCAAGAGGAGGAAAGCCAUGUGCAAGCGCAAGUCCUGGAUGAGCAAGGUGUUCAGUGGGAAGCGGACGGACAGUGGGGACUUCCAGCAGGCGGCCCCCACCUCCUCCUUCCGCAAGCUGUCCCCCACGCUGGCCCCCCAGACCCUGUCCCAGCCCCCCCAGCAGCAGGCACUCACCUGUCUGAUCAGUGAGAAGGACCUGGCCCUCUUCGAGAAGCUGGGCGACGGCUCCUUUGGCGUGGUCAAAAGGGGCGAGUGGUUCACGCCCGCCGGGAAAGUGUUGGAGGUAGCAGUCAAGUGUCUGAAGACAGACAUGCUGAGGCAGCCGGACGCACUGGACGACUUCAUCUGCGAGGUGAACGCCAUGCACUCCCUGGACCACCAGAACCUCAUCAGGCUGUACGGGGUGGUGCUCACACACCCUAUGAAGAUGGUGACUGAACUAGCCCCGCUGGGUUCCCUCCUGGAGCGUCUGCGCUGCGUUCAGUCGCAGGAGCCCGUCCUCAUCCACACGCUGUGCCAGUACGCCAUGCAGGUGGCGUGCGGCAUGGCCUACCUGGAGCAGCGGUGCUUCAUCCAUUGCGACCUGGCCGCCCGCAACAUCUUGCUGGCGUCGGACAAGAGGGUGAAGAUCGGCGACUUCGGCCUGAUGCGAUCGCUGCCCGACAACCACGAGCACUACGUGAUGCAGGAGCACCGCAAGGUUCCGUUUGCCUGGUGUGCCCCUGAGAGCCUGAAGACGCGGACAUUCUCCCACGCCACAGACACCUGGAUGUUCGGGGUGACGCUGUGGGAGAUGUAUACCCACGGACAGGAGCCCUGGCUGGGCCUCAACGGCAGCCAGAUCCUACACAGGAUGGACAAGGAGGGUGAGCGUCUGCCCAAGCCAGAGGACUGUCCCCAGGACAUCUACAGCGUCAUGCUGCAGUGCUGGGCCCAGAAACCUGACCACAGGCCCACCUUCGUCACCCUCAGGGAGUUCCUGCUUGAGACCAUGCCAACAGACAUGUGCGCGCUGCAGGACUUUGAAGAGGCUGACAAGCUUCAGAUUCAGGUCAACGACGUCAUCACCAUCAUCGAGGGCAGAGCGGAGAACUACUUGUGGCGGGGCCAAAACCAGCGCACGCUGAAGGUGGGCCAGUUCCCCAGGAACGUGGUGACCUCGGAGGCGGGCCUGUCGGCCCACGACAUCAGCAGACCCCUUAAACACAGCUUCAUCCACACUGGCCACGGAGACUCCGACCCACACCGCUGCUGGGGCUUCCCAGACCGCAUUGACGAUCUGUACUUAGGAAACCCCAUGGACCCACCAGAUGUCUUGGGGUUGGACCUCAAUGCUGCCCGGCCCACUCAGCUACCGGGACGAGCAAAAAAGCCGUGCUACGACUCAGUGACUGAGGACGAGGAGCUGUCUCUACGGAAAGCAGGCACCAGCCUCAAGCUCAAACCAUCCGCCGCGGUCUCCGCCUCCAAACAGGACGAACGGAAUACGGGUUCAGGCCACACCCCCAGCGAGGUGUCGCUCAUCGACUUUGAAGAGGAGUUUCCCCCGGCGACACCCUCCCCUUCCCCAGUGGUGGAGCUCCAGGUGCCCUCAUUGGCCAAGCUGGGCCUGGAGGCGGAGUCUAUUCUGGACCAGACUCCUCCUCAGAGCCCAUGGCGCUCGCUGCCCCGCCCCUUACACCCCACGCCAGUGGUGGACUGGGACGCCCGGCCCUUACCCCCACCUCCUGCGUACGAUGACGUGGCGCAGGACGAGGAGGACAUGGAAGUGAGCUCCAUCAACAGCCUGGAGCAGGAGCAGCAGCAGCAGGAUGGGAGGGGUGAGAAUCCCACGGAGGCCAUGCCGGCUGGGGAGGAGGGGAAACCCCUGGAGGACAACCUCUUCCUGCCCUCUCAGCAGGGCCAGGCCUACACAUCCUUCUCCCAAUCAGCAGAGAUCUUUCAGGUGCUCCAGCAGGAGUGCAUGAGGAGGCUCAAUGUGCCCACAGGAGGAGUUCCCCAGCCCCACUCUCCGUCACCGAGCUCAGGCCUCCAGUCCAUAGACGUACACCGCCAUAUCAUCCUGUCCUACUCCGAGGACAAGCCCCAGAUCCCUCCCCGCAUUCCCAUCCCGCCACGCCCCGUCAAACGGGGGGACUACGCCCGCUGGUCCGGCGAAUUCUCCCUGUCCCCGACUCCAGCUUCCGAGGAAGUCCAGGACCGGCCCCCUCAGAUCCCCCCGCGGAACCCCCUGUCCCAGCCAGGCUCGCGCACCACCAGUCCCAUGGGGCUCCAGGUAGGCUCCCCCCAGCAGAGGACAAUGGUUUGCCACAGUGCCCCUUCUCCGGCCACAUACGGAUCUUACCUCUCCACGUCCCCUGGGAAGCUUAUGCCCACCACACACAGCUUUGCCUCGGACCCCAAAUACGCCGCACCCAAGGUCAUCCAAGCACAAGCCCAGGGUAAGGACCUGGCCAAGGGGCCCUGCAUUCUGCCCAUUGUCCACGAAGGCCGCAAAGUCAGCAACACUCACUACUACCUUCUGCCUGAGAGGCCGCCUUACCUGGACCGCUUCGACCGCUUCUUCAGGGAAGCAGAAAACGUGACGACUCUUGGCAGGGGUGGGAUCUGUGAGGAGAGGCGGCAGGCCAACACGGCCACUGUCAGGCCCAUGGUGGUGAACCAGCAGCAACAGAAAAAGGGAGGAGAUAUCAAGGCCAACUUCUCCUCCAACAACAACAGCAGCCUGGGCUGCCGGCUGGGCAUGAAGGCCUCCUUCAGCCUGCCCAGGGUCAGCUCCGAGGGGUCAGCCAGCAGGGCAGUGGGUGGAACCACAGCAGACCAGGUCAAGAAGGUGCAGGAGGCGGUACAUGGUGUGACAAUAGAGGAGUGUCAGACAGCCCUCCGGAACCACGACUGGGACGUGCAGAAAGCUGUGCACUACCUCAAGGUUGAGCAGCUGUUCUGUCUUGGCCUGAAGACCAGGCUGGAGUGUCUCAAGGUGCUGGAGAUGUACAACUGGAACCUGGAAGUGGCCAGCACUCAGCUCCUGGACUCCUACGGCUCCGUCAAGCAAAGGCGGUGACCGAUGUCGCUAGGAGCAACAGCAACAGAGUCCGCUCAGAGCUUGUUUUAUUCGUCAUCUGUCUUUGAGGGGACGGAGUCUGCUCCCAUCCCUAUUUCACGACUUGCCAGACGCAUCCAAUAAGAAGACCGGGAUUUGAGUGUGGACUUGGGGUACAUUUGACUGAGUGAUGGGCCAUGGCUGCAGUCUUGCCUACACUGAGGACCUGGAGGCAAGCCUACACUGAGGACCUGGAGGAUAGUCUACACUGAGGACCUGGAGGCUAGCCUACACUGAGGACCUGGAGACUAGCCUACACUGAGGACCUGGAGACUAGCCUACACUGAGGACCUGGAGGCUAGCCUACACUGAGGACCUGGAGACUAGCCUACACUGAGGACCUGGAGGCUAGCCUACACUGAGGACCUGGAGGCAAGCCUACACUGAGGACCUGGAGGAUAGCCUACACUGAGGACCUGGAGACUAGCCUACACUGAGGACCUGGAGGCUAGCCUACACUGAGGACCUGGAGACUAGCCUACACUGAGGACCUGGAGGCUAGCCUACACUGAGGACCUGGAGGCUAGCCCACACUGAGGACCUGGAGACUAGCCUACACUGAGGACCUGGAGGCUAGCCUACACUGAGGACCUGGAGGCUAGCCUACACUGAGGACCUGGAGGCUAGCCUACACUGAGGACCUGGAGGCUAGCCUACACUGAGGACCUGGAGGCUAGCCCACACUGAGGACCAGGAGGCUAGCCUACACUGAGGACCUGGAGGCUAGCCUACACUGAGGACCUGGAGGCUAGCCCACACUGAGGACCUGGAGGCUAGCCUACACUGAGGACCUGGAGGCUAGCCUACACUGAGGACCUGGAGGCUAGCCCGCUCUACCACCGAAUAGGAAUGGAAGCCGACUUAGAAUGCAGGUAGUGGAACCAUACUCUUGAAGGGACCAUGGUGUCUGCUGGUCCCUACCCUAUAGCUCAACACUGAAGGAAAAACGUCCUCUUUUUCGUUGCUGGUCUCCCCGAUUUAGUUAUAUCACUGCCACAAUACACCUUUGACCAACUAGGCUGACCUCUGUGUGUUAUUACUGACAUAUGUAUCAGGGGAGAGUGGCGUCCCUUUGAAAACCAGCAGAAACUGUAGUCCCAUAGAAGAAGAGUAGCCAUCUCCUCUGCCAAGCUCUCCCCUACGGUAUGUGAGCUGUGUCAGGCUCCUCGGUUUGGAUAGGGGCUUGUUUUAGGGAGGUCAGCGUCUUUCUGCUGCGCCGCCCGCCCUCCCAGCCUCCCUAAGGUGCUCUACUGCGUUUUAGCAGAGGACAAAGUUCAGAAAAGCCCACCUGGAUGGAGAGAACGAACACAAAGGAGAAAGAAACAAAAUGCAGCUGGUCCACGUUUAAGUCGACUCCUUUUUUUAUGUUCUAUUCUACAGAGUUUUCUACUUGAUUUAUAUUAAGGAGAGGAAUUAACUGAGAUUUCUACUUCAUUUAUAUUAAGGAGAGGAAUUAACAGAGAUUUUUUUUAAUGCACACAUACAGUGAAUACAUGAAAAGUUCCGUUUAUAUAUUUGCAGCGAAUAUGUACUGGAAGUUGGUAUUUUUUGUUUUUAAUAUAUUUUGGUUUUGAACCCGGUGGUUUGAAAAGGGGGACAUAUUGAAAACGUUCAAUUCUUGAUAUUUUUGUAUAUUUUUUGGGGGGUCAGUUAUUCAAGCCAUGUAUGUUGUGCUCCCCUGAAUCAAGUUCACUUAUGGCUCUAAGUGCUAUCAAUCUGAUCCACUCCAAAUGUCCAUUAGGACUUUCGGUGUACUUUAUGACACCUGACCAUUCAUUGUGCUCUCACACCAUCAUCUACUCUAAGCACUUGCCCCCCCAAGUUCAUGAUGAUACCCCGAGUCUCUCCCUAAACUAUUAGGUGCUAAAACCCUCGGACAGCACCCAUAGGUAAUCCACAAUUUUGACGGGGAAGACUUGAUACCACUGGCUCUAGUUGAUUACUCACUCAUUCAUUCACUGGACAUUAGUCUCAGACAAUGAAGUGUAUAACUAGAGCAAACUGUAUAGAAAUAUGAGAUAGUUUCUGUUUUAUACGGUCUUAUCCUGAUGCACACAGUCUGCUGGUUUUCCGUGUGUUAUGAUUCGAAUUACGUUUUUUGGCGAACUGAACAUUAAUAUAACAUACACUGAAGAAAAAUAUAAACACAACAUGUAAAGUGUUGGUCCCAUGUUUCAUGAGCUGAAAUAAAAGA